This is a messenger RNA of Anopheles arabiensis, 5594 nucleotides long. RefSeq lists its product as uncharacterized. The transcript is spliced from 4 exons. The coding region runs from base 135 to 1664 and encodes 509 amino acids. The record is from RefSeq and is a predicted model, not a curated record. NCBI's taxonomy places the organism in Eukaryota, Metazoa, Arthropoda, Insecta, Diptera, Culicidae.
ACACCUUCGUUAUCAGAACGGAUCUGAUCGCGUUCGAAACCUCCACAGUGUGCCCUUUUGCCGUGUCCGAGCGUUAACUAUGGUUUAGAACCGUCUCGACCGUGCUUUGGAGGAUUGCUUUCGCCCAGUGCGCAAUGGGACUCGUUCGGUGGCCCUUUUGGGCAGUGGUUUGUGUGUUUCUGAGCGUCCCCUGUGGCUUGGUAGUGAGUGAACAGGAGCAGCUGGAAGAUAUCGUCCAACAGCCGGUCCACUGCGAACGGAUCGAUAACUCGCAGUGGAGUCGAUCGGGGAGUGCAAAUGAUUGGGAACCGUUCCACGGCAGGAUAGGCGAUCGGGUAUUGCGCUGCGACUGUCACGACAGUGUCCGAACGCGUCGAAGUGAGGAGUACACCGUCGAUCAGCAGCCCAAGCUACGAAAUGCGGUAUUUGUCCUGUCCGCCUUCCCGGCAACUACCGUCGCAACGGACAUACUGAUCGUAAACUGUGGCCAACUGCACGUCCCGGCCGGUACCUUCCGCUCCAUACGGGCCGCAUUUCUACCGCGCACGAUACGCUUCGUCAACAUCGCACAGUUGACGCUGGAUUCGUUCGCGUUUGAAAGCGACAGCCCAACGCGCGCUCAACAGGUGGUGACGAAUCCACGCGAUCCUAAUCCAAUACUUGGCCCGAUUACGCUUAGCUUUGACCGCUGCCAGCUGGAUGAGCUGCCCGCCAAUGUGUUCCACGGAGCGGCGAUACGGUCGGUGCUGUUCAGUGCGUCCAGCAUUGGAGCGAUCCGAUCGCUAGCCAUCAGCACCCGCUUUCAACAGUUCCUACUUUCCGACACGGUUGUUGGGUCGUUCUCCCGACAUGCGUUCAAGCGAGCGCAGAUGGAGCAGUUGCAUUUGCACAAUGUCACGAUGACCGGGGCGUGGGCUUCGCAGGCCUGGCAGGGGCUUAUCGUCGGCAACUCGAUACAGAUAAGAGAUUCCAGGUUUCUGCAAACAGUUCACCCGGCCGCAAUCACAGAGAGCAGCACUGACGAGUUGCUGCUCCAGGGGAAUGUUUUCAAUGAGGCAAUCGCUGACGAAGCAUUUCAGCUCGAAAUAAAACUUCGAGUAAGGCUCCUGGACAACAGCUUCAAUCAACUUUCAUCAAAUCUGUUCAGAGGCAUUCGAAUAUCCAACGAAACUGCCUGGAAUGCACAGCCAGACAUACUGUUGGAACGUAACCUGAUCGACACCUUCACGAUCACUACCGACACGAGCAGCUUUCUGGUGUUUCCACGAAACUUCUCCAUCAGCCUACAAGCCUUCCGCAUCGCGCAGCUUGCGACCUGCGAAAGCACCAACGUAACCUUCCCAGCCUGGUCGGAAAUCUUCUUCCUACAACCGUUUGCCACAACACCACGCGACCAUCCCGACUCCUACAUUUCCGUAGAGCAGUACCGUACCCAGGAGGGUUGUGAUUCGGAGGACAACAGACUGCUGAUUAUCAUCUUAGCUACCCUGCUUGGGGUGGCCAUACUCGGUGGUGUCAUUGGUGGCUUCUUGUGCUGGCGACACUAUCGCAGGAAGGAGCAAAUGUUAAUACUGGAGCAGAAGGUCGUCCAGCCAAGAACGUAUCGUGAAACGCAGAUACUGCUCAAGCUCGAAACGGUCGGCACGCUGAAGACGGAUUUUUAAGAGACUCUUCACAAGGUCCUCUGACGAGGUCCUAAGCUAGUCUGAUGUCUGAAUUAAGAAUUCUACAACCGGGCAACGACUACUACCAGCAGAAAGAUACGCUUAUUCGAAUAUACUCACAGCACGGGCAGAUGGCAGUCGAGUGCGUUGCGGAUGGUCAGCAUGGCGUCCGGUACCAUCAGCCCUUUGGCAAGCAGCGUCGUCCCGUACCGCUCCAGUGUGGCCGCUUCCGGUUCCGUCAGUCGAUCGUCUGGGUCGUCAUCGAAACGCAACUCCUUCCGGAGAAGAUUCCUCGCACACCGACCACCCAGAUGGGCCAGCUCAUGCUCCAGCGCGAUCAGCGUACCACCGGCUGCAGUGCCGGCGCCUGCAUGCUCCAUUAUACCCUGCGCAUCCACAUGUUCACCGGUAGGAACUUGAUCCGCAUUUUCGUACCCUAUCACCAGACACUUGAACCCGUACGACUGCUGCUUCGGUUCGUUCACGUACGUCGAGCAGGACUCGAGCGAGAUCUCUACCUCCCGCCCAGGCAGCACCAUCGCACGGCCCGGACCACCGUAAGCCCACCGGGCGGUUGUAUUAUACAUCCGCACGGUGCACCAAUCAUCGAGUGAGUCUUUUUCGUUUGCGGGACCACUUCGACGGUUAGGAAUUUUCACCUUCACACGGUCCUCCUCCUGUACCGUGCCGCACUGCGCAUCGAACGUGAGACACAUCCAGCGCACCGUUGCGGGAAAUCGGACCCGGUACGCCGUCAGGCUUGCCGUCUUGUACGGAUGGUCGCUCUCCAGGAUGCAGUAGUGCUGGCUGGUCGUGUUCAUGCUCGUCGCGGACGAGGUAAUGGUCGUGCCGUUGCCCGCCGCACCACUGCUGUGCGUCAUGUGGGCGAAGCACUUGCCCACGCUGCCACGCUGUCGGCGCAGCUCGUUCAGCGCCGUAAUGGGCGGCAGUAUCUCCUGCACCAUCGACAGCACCUCAACCGACACCUUCAGAUCCAUGCGAAUGCAACGCUCCAGCUGGGCCAGCGUCAGCGGCAGCAGGUACCGGAACAGACAGUUCACGACCGAGGGCGAGCGGGUGGUGCGCGCACGGAACAGAUCCCACACGGUGCGUUUGCGUAUCGGAACGGCAAGCACCAUGGAGGCUGCACCGGCCGGUAGUUCCAUCUCGUUGCCAUUCGCGGCGGACAUCCCGACUCCGGCAGCAGCAGCAGCAGCUCCGCCACUUCCACCAGCACUUCCUGCACCGCCACUUCCGCUGACUCCACCGCCUAUCCCACCGACCGUUGCUUCCGAGGCGGAAUCGAUUUCAUACGGAUCGUACGGUGUGCCGGCCGUACCGCUGCUACCACGCAGCGUUUCCAGCAAACCCUUUGGCAGUACCUUGCCGAUCGUGCGCCUCGUACGUUCAAUCGUCGUCGCGGCCGUAUUGGACGCAAGCACCCCGACCAGCCCCGUCGCUCCAACGUCCAUAUGCUCCUCGAUCGGUGUUAUGUUGUGCUCGGAAUCGAUGGCCACACCGCCGCCUACAACCGCACUUGCACCGGCUGCUCCCAUCACACCAACCGCCGUGCCACCGAUAACGCCGGACGAAGCGGAUGACGAGGGUGUGGAGGACGUUUCCGAGGAGGACGGUGCACGCAUGCCGGGCGAUGCCGACGUCCACAGCGCUAGCUCGUGCGCCACCGUCAGCAGCUCGCGGCACCGGCCAACGAUUGCGCGCGCUACCUCGAGCGCUAAAUCACGCGCCUGCGUACGGCAGUUGCCUAGCUCGCGGCCAUUCGCUACAUUCGUGCCGCCGUGCGGGAAUCCCGCCACACCACCGACCGGCGUGCAGUAGUACAGUAUGGCCGGUAUUUGUCCCCGGGCCGGCGUUGUCCCGUUGAAGCUAAGAUCGCACGGAUAGAACCGAAACGUGACCGUACCACACGGCCCACGCAGUGACGAUUGGCCACAGUCCCCCGAGAGCGUUCUCGCUCCCUGGCUGCACAGGCGAAGUGCGUAGCGAUGGGUUUCCUUCAGCAGUACCGCGCGGUUAAAGCGCAGCUCGGCCAUGUGCUGCCGGACGGCGGUCUGAUCGUACGAGCCGACGAUCGAUUCCAGCACCUCCCAGCGGUGCGAAUGCGAGUAGGUGUGCGAAUGCGUCGAAUGGUGACUGUCGUACAGCAGCUCCAGCUGAUACUCGUAGCUGCCCGAACCGGAGUAAACCUAAAAAGAGCGUUGAAACCAUACGAUUAGUCCACAAAAAGAGGGAAAAAAAUCGCUCCAAUACUUACACAAGCCCCCACAAUCGAUAUGCCCGCCCGGUCGACGGUAAACGCGAUCGCAUCCGGUCCGAAGUUGCCCGUGUUCCACGUCUUCCCCAGAUCCACCUUCCCGAAGCGACUGCCCGUACUGAACAGCCGAUUGCUUCCACCCAUCGGGGCCAUCGGCGGGACCAUCAGAUCGGUGGCCGGUUGCUGGGUCGACUCCUCCUGAUCUCCGCCCCGUUCGCCACGCUCCCGAUCGACCGGAUCGCACCCGUGGUGAAUGAUUUCCGAGAGCAGCUUCGCUAGCAGCCGGCAACCGUUGCGAAUCAGCAGCCGCUCCUGGUUCUGAUCGUCAUCCUGACCCUCGUCCUGGUCGCUAUCCUCAUCCUCUCCUUCGCUGUCACCUUCGGUGAGCGACUCGUGCCGGUAGCCUUUCGCCAUCGGCCAACCUUUGCCACCGUCGCCCUGUUCGCUGUCAUACUCAUCCGCCCGAUACGGAAACGGUGCUCCAUCGCCCUCCGCCACAUCGGUUGCUUCAUCAUCGUCAAGCUCGUAAUCAUACUCCACACCUUCGCUGCUUCGGCAGCUACUAGCACUGCUCGUGUUGCUAUUGCUGCUUCCACUGCUACUGCUACCACGCCUUCGAUGCCGCCCAAUGCGGUCCAACUUUCGACGCACCGGAUCGGAAACAAGCUCCAGCAGCAGCUCCAGCACAUCGCGAAAGUGCCAGUCGGGCAGAUGCGGCACACCAACAACGCCUGACUGUCCUCCAGCAUCGCCACCACUGUUCGUACCACCGCUACCAACCGUGCUUGUCAUCUGCUCGAUUAAACUCGCCAGCAGGUCACGAUUGCGCGAGAUCAGCAGUGCCCCGGAACCGGUCGAUUGAGGCCGGCUGGUCGAGGCGGAUCCCGUCGGUACCGCUUGCGCCGGCGAUGACAUCAGAAUGGAGAACGUGACGCGCAAAUUAACGGACGGCUGACAGAGACCGGCCAGGAUGGCGCUCAGCAACAACCUGCCGCUGCACCGUUCCGUACCACCGCCACUGCUCGAGGAGCCGUAACUGUACCGGUACCGGUCGACGUGUGGCUUUGGUCCCCCAUGUAUCCCACCCGGAUCGGAUUCGCGCAGCAACAGCAGCCGUCUACACAGGACUUCCCACUUCAACGGAGGCGUCGGGUAGAAUAUGUCAAAGCAGCGCACAAACGUUCGAUGGCACUCGCCCAGCACUUCCCGCUUAGCCUUGCAGACGCGCCGUCUCAUCGAGCGUUCCAUCACCGGCAGCGUGACGCGAUCGGCCAGUAUGUCGAUCAGUAGCGUACGUAUCUCGACCACGGCCAUCGCCAGUGACUGAUGCGUUCCCGUCAUCGACGAUGCCAUCGGAUGGACUGUCGAGGAGGACAUCGGUGACCCAGUCGUUGGGUGUGAAGCGUUGCCAAAUGGAUUGCUAAAGUCCGAACGGAACUGAUCUUCGAUGUGAGCAUCAGUGUCGUCUUCGGAGGAGCGAGAUCCGGUUGGAUGAUAGAUUGCAUUUAGAUAGCGACGAAGCAAACGCAAACACACUCGACAGAUGAACGACAGACGAACGAUCAGCUAGAGGGGUUAGAAAUUAAAAAUAAUUAGUUUCAUCAUACAAUUCCAGAAGAUGUCUGGCACAUCCUCAACAAGACUAUUUAAUCGAU